UUUCUCCCCUCCUUCCAACCGCCAUUGGACAUGGAAGAAGUUGUCCUUACAGACAGUGAAGUUCAACCAACCUCCUCCUCCUCUUUCACCAUUAUUGCCUCCACCGCCUCCUCUUCUUCCUUUUCCUCUUCCUCUUCCUCCUCCACAGAAGAAGCCACUAAUACCACCCACAAGAAAACUCAUCAAGGCGAAGAAUUAGGUAGUGAUGGAAACAACAACGAGAAGAAAAAGAAGAAGAAGAAGAGAGGCAUUGAUGGGAAGCACCCAACAUAUAGAGGAGUACGUAUGCGUCAUUGGGGCAAAUGGGUAUCCGAAAUCAGAGAGCCAAGGAAGAAAUCAAGAAUUUGGCUUGGCACUUUUCCCACCCCUGAGAUGGCGGCUCGAGCGCAUGACGUGGCGGCUCUCACUAUCAAAGGUAGCUCGGCUUACCUCAAUUUCCCCGAACUAGCAGCCGAGCUCCCACGCCCAACCACUACAUCCCCUAAGGACAUCCAAGCCGCUGCCGCUAAAGCCGCUGCCAUAAACUACCACCAUCGAAGCCAUGAAGCCGAAUCCGAGCUGAUCCAAGCCGUUUCCUUCUCGAGUCACACCCAAGGAUCAUCCAGUUCAUCGUUGAAGGGUGAGGAUGACACAUUCUUUGACCUUCCUGAUCUUUCACUCGAGUUGAAUCAUAGUGCUGAUGAGUUUCAUUACUCUUCGGCUUGGCUUAUAGCCGGAGCCGAACAUAUAGACUCAUGUUUCCGGCUUGAAGAGCCUUUUCUUUGGGAGUCAUAUUAAGUUACCUUACUUAGUGUACAGUCUAUGAUUGUGCUCUCUCUCUGUUUCUUUUUCUCUUUUUCUUUAUGUUCCUUUCACUUUU
Gastrolobium bilobum is the source of this 859-nucleotide messenger RNA. RefSeq names its product ethylene-responsive transcription factor ERF039-like. The transcript has a single exon. The record is from RefSeq and is a predicted model, not a curated record. NCBI's taxonomy places the organism in Eukaryota, Viridiplantae, Streptophyta, Magnoliopsida, Fabales, Fabaceae. Gene Ontology annotation, biological process: regulation of DNA-templated transcription. Gene Ontology annotation, molecular function: DNA-binding transcription factor activity; DNA binding. Bases 31 to 777 code for a protein of 248 amino acids.